Molecule: messenger RNA, 318 nt
Organism: Knipowitschia caucasica
Lineage: Eukaryota; Metazoa; Chordata; Actinopteri; Gobiiformes; Gobiidae
Source: the annotation of a GenBank genome assembly
AUGUGGACUGAGGCCGCAGACGCCACAGACGCCACAGAGCUGCACACUCACAACCUGCCGCUCAGACCAACUCUACUGGAGUGUCUGGACCCUGGCAGACACACACUGGCUCUAAUGUUUAAGAAGAUCUCCAACUACACCACUCCAAGCCCCGACCGCGCUGAUCAGCAGGUGGUUUUCAGGUCAACACUCCCCCCCCCCCCCCUCCCUGCUAACACGACACCUCCACCUCCUCACACCCCCCCCUCCCCACCCGGACCUCCCUCCCAUGAAUCCACAGGCCCAGACGACGUCUCUUCUGCCACAUUGGGACAGUGA